This is a messenger RNA of Zychaea mexicana, 2328 nucleotides long. RefSeq names its product succinate dehydrogenase flavoprotein subunit 1. Gene Ontology annotation, biological process: tricarboxylic acid cycle; mitochondrial electron transport, succinate to ubiquinone. The transcript has 7 exons. The coding region runs from base 270 to 2219 and encodes 649 amino acids. Gene Ontology annotation, molecular function: succinate dehydrogenase (quinone) activity; electron transfer activity; flavin adenine dinucleotide binding. The record is from RefSeq and is a predicted model, not a curated record. Lineage: Eukaryota; Fungi; Mucoromycota; Mucoromycetes; Mucorales; Lichtheimiaceae.
CUCUCUCUCUGUCUCUCUCUCUGUCUCUCUCUCCUGUGUAAAUUUUUAUGGCAAUACAACAAUAAGGAUCAAGUUAAACAAGCUUCCGAAGCAUGCAUGUGAAUUUGCUGCUGUGGCAAUUAUUUGCCCCGGUCGUCUCUGCCCAUUUUCUGACUCCGUAGGAGAAACAACAACAAGCGCCUUUCUUACUUUACUCCACAAAAAAACAAACCUUCCCCCACUCCCCACUCUCUUCUUUCGCCGUACUGGGCUUGUUUUUUUGAAUCAACAUGUUGAGACUCUUGCAAUCUACCUCGUCCGCGGCAUCGCGCGCUGCCAGCUCCUCAACUGGCCGUAUGGCUAUCCGUGGUCUUCACCAGUCCAAGCCCGCAAUGCAGGUCAUGGCCACUAACCCUCUUCGUGCACAGGAAGCCACUGGCUCUAUUGCUAGCAAGUACCCCGUGAUCGAUCACGAAUAUGACGCUGUUGUUGUGGGGGCUGGUGGUGCUGGUCUCCGUGCAGCUUUCGGUCUUGCCGAAGCUGGUUUCAACACGGCAUGUAUCACCAAGCUCUUCCCCACGCGUUCCCACACUGUUGCUGCUCAGGGUGGUAUCAACGCAGCUUUGGGCAACAUGACCGAGGACGACUGGAGAUGGCACAUGUACGAUACUGUCAAGGGUUCGGAUUGGCUUGGUGACCAGGAUGCUAUUCACUACAUGUGUCGUGAGGCUCCUCACACUGUCAUUGAAUUGGAACACUAUGGUGUGCCUUUCUCCCGUACUGAAGAGGGUAAGAUCUACCAGCGUGCUUUCGGUGGUCAGAGUUUGAAGUACGGUAAGGGCGGUCAGGCCUACCGUUGCGCCGCCGUCGCUGAUCGUACCGGUCACGCCAUUCUUCACACCUUGUACGGCCAGUCGUUGCGCCACAACACCAACUACUUUAUCGAAUACUUUGCCCUGGACUUGAUCAUGGAAGAUGGUGAGUGCAAGGGUGUCGUCGCUCUCAACAUGGAAGACGGUACCAUCCAUCGUUUCCGCUCGCACAAGACCGUCUUGGCCACCGGCGGUUACGGUCGUGCCUACUUCUCGUGUACCUCUGCCCACACCUGUACUGGUGACGGUAACGCCAUGGUGGCCCGUGCUGGUCUUCCUCUCCAGGAUCUUGAAUUCGUACAGUUCCAUCCUACUGGUAUCUACGGUGCCGGUUGUUUGAUCACUGAAGGUUCGCGUGGUGAAGGUGGUAUCUUGAUCAACUCUGCUGGUGAGCGUUUCAUGGAGCGUUAUGCCCCUACUGCCAAGGAUUUGGCUUCGCGUGAUGUCGUCUCGCGUGCCAUGACCGUCGAAAUCAAGGAAGGCCGUGGUGUUGGUGAGGAUAAGGAUCACAUCUUCUUGCAGUUGCACCACUUGCCUGCUGAAGUCUUGAAGGAGCGUCUGCCGGGUAUUUCCGAAACCGCCGCCAUUUUUGCUGGUGUUGAUGUCACCAAGGAGCCCAUCCCUGUGUUGCCUACUGUCCACUACAACAUGGGUGGUAUCCCUACCCGCUACACUGGUGAGGUUAUCAAGGUCAACGAGAAGGGUGAAGAUGAGGUUGUCCCUGGCCUCUAUGCUGCUGGUGAGGCUGCCUCCGUCUCUGUCCACGGUGCUAACCGUCUCGGUGCCAAUUCGCUCUUGGAUAUCGUUGUCUUUGGCCGUGCUGUUGCCCAUCACGUCGCCGAGACCUUGGAGCCCGGCACCCCCUUGAAGCCUUUCGCUGCUGAUGCUGGUGCUGACACCAUUGCCAACUUGGACAAGUUGAGAAAUUCCGACGGUAACAAGACCACUGCUGAGAUUCGUUUGGCUAUGCAGAAGACCAUGCAGGCUGAUGCCGCUGUCUUCCGUACCCAGGAGACUUUGGAUCAAGGUGUUGUGAAGAUCGACCAGGUCUGGAAGUCGUUCGCCGACGUCAAGGUCACUGACCGUGGCAUGAUCUGGAACACUGAUUUGACCGAGACUCUUGAAUUGCAAAAUCUGUUGACUUGUGCCUCACAAACCAUGCACUCUGCUGCUGUCCGCACUGAAUCCCGCGGUGCUCACGCCCGUGAUGACACUCCUGACCGUGAUGAUGAAAACUGGAUGAAGCAUACCCUCUCAUGGCAAGACCAGGAAACCGGUGAAGUUAAGCUUAGCUACCGUGCUGUCGAAGCUAACACCCUCGAUGAGAGCGAGUGCAAGCCCGUUCCACCAUUCGCUCGUGUUUACUAAACAACAUAAAGGCAUCGUUCUAUAAAAAUUUGUUUUUCUUUUCUUUCUUCAACUAAAAUAUUAAAAAAAGGCACUGCAUUGAUGUUGCGGCAAUUACAAAAACGGCAUU